Molecule: messenger RNA, 1461 nt
Organism: Anastrepha obliqua
Lineage: Eukaryota; Metazoa; Arthropoda; Insecta; Diptera; Tephritidae
Gene: sowah
Product: ankyrin repeat domain-containing protein SOWAHB
Exons: 5
Coding region: 232-1461 (409 amino acids)
Source: RefSeq, a predicted model, not a curated record
UAUUUUUACGUUUUCUCUCAUUCUCGUCAGCUUCUUGUUCUCUGUUUUGAGGAUGUUUGACGUUUAUGCUGUCGUUUCUUUAGUUUGUUUUUCUUGGUUUUGUUUUGCGUUAUUGUCGAGUUGCGUGAAUAAUAACUUUUACAAAAUUUGUAUUUUGUGUUACUUCAUCUAACUAAAUUUAUAUUUAAAAACAUUAGUGGUCCAGUGUAUGUGUGUACAAGAUAUUAAAUAAUGGCUGCAGCACCAGUGGAAUUGUCGAUUGCAGAAAUAAGAAAAUACAUGCUCAAUAACGAUUUCAAGGUGACAAAUCAUGCGUUGGUUAAGCAUUUCAAGCACUUUCUCACCAAACCCGAUACCCAAAACGAGGCGCGCAAGCUAUUUAAAGUUUACGUAAAUAUUUUGGCUACCAUAAAAAACGAAAAUAAUCAAAAAUAUUUAAUAUUACGUAAAAAGUACAUAAAUGAACUGCCACCCGAUGACGUUGUUCAGCGGGCAGUAGCUGCAGCUGGGGCUGAAGCUAUGCCUAGUAGCCCCGGUGGCAUGUCAGUGAUAUCGGAAAGCGCAAUGGUGUCGCCAAUACGACAGCCUCCACCAUAUGUGCCACCGCCUGAAGUAACAACACCCAACGUGAACUGCGGUUGUUUAGAUAAAAUAGUGGAAGUAGCCACAAUAGAAACCAGUAAAACAGCACAGGCAGUAUUUGCAGAGCCUGAAAUGCAUGCGUUAGACACAAAUAAAAAUCAAGAAGAAAAAAAAGAAUCGGAGGUUGAAAAGCGUUUACAAGCCAUUUUGAAAGAGGAACAACGAGAGGAUAAAGAAAAUAUUCCGCGCUUCUCGUUUUCUUCUGCAGAUUCGGCAGCUUCACUUAGCAGCAAGUCCAGUAAGGAAACAAUUGACUCAGACGUCGAUCCUCCCGGCAAUAAUGUAAGCGUUAAAGAGGCUACUCGUAAAUAUAAUCGGCUUGUGUCUGAGGAAGAAGCAAAAGCAGCUGUGGUAUCACCUUCAGCUAAAAAGAAACCCGAAGAAAAAGAAGAGAAGGCGAAAGAGGAAAAACCAACGCCCGAAGUGACCUUAGCGCAUAAGAAGGCGAAAGAAUGGAUUGUGGCCAUGGCCAAGGCUAACUAUCAGGACUUGUCCAAACUGGCUAAUGAAUAUCCAGAAUUGGUCAAACUACAAGAUCCAUUCACGAACUUGUGGCAUUUAAAUAUUCCAUCCCAUCCAUCAACUGUAUGCCCACAACACCUUUGUGCAUAUACCAUUCGUACAACGGAUACGAAAUUAUCUACCGCUGCACAGCUACAAAUAACCGCAAGCACAUUUCUUAUCAGCCAAAUAUCAAAUUUCGAUCGGAAACGCCUUCGAGCGACUUUGGAUCAAACUGGCAGUCGCAAACGACCACAACUACCAAACAACAACAAGAACACUGACGCUGAUAUCAACGCCGAUUCACGCGAAAAGUAG